Leptinotarsa decemlineata (Colorado potato beetle) is the source of this 943-nucleotide messenger RNA. Its product is annotated as motile sperm domain-containing protein 2. Gene Ontology annotation, cellular component: endoplasmic reticulum-endosome membrane contact site; endomembrane system. NCBI's taxonomy places the organism in Eukaryota, Metazoa, Arthropoda, Insecta, Coleoptera, Chrysomelidae. The record is from RefSeq and is a predicted model, not a curated record.
AUGACUGACAGGUGAUAAUGAUCGUUGACAUUUGGAUUAUUCAUUUUUGAAUAGUUUGAUUUUAAAUUUUAAUAUUUAUCAGUACUUAUAGUAUAAAGUCUAAGACCUUGGUGCCGCAGCUGAAAAGAAAGAGUAUACCAUAUUGUUGAAUAUUGAUAUAUCCAAGAUGCCUGUUAAGGAUCAUUUGGAAAUAUCUCAAGAUAAAAUAAAUGAUCUCAGGUCCAGAUUUUUAAAUGAUUUAUCUACCAAAAGUCCAGACGAGGUUGAUCCAAGAGAUGUGGAGAAGGUGAAAACAAGUGAUCGCUGGUUGCAGAGAUUCAUUUUACAUAAUGAAGGAAAUGUAGAAAUGGCCCUUAACAUGUUAUGGGUUUCUGUAAAAUGGAGGAAGGAUCAACAAGUUAAUGAUAUAAAUGAAAGUAAUGUCAAAAUGGAUUUAAUCUGUUCUGGAGCUUUUUUUACCCAUGGAGCUGAUAUUGAUGGUUGUAAAUUACUAGUUUUCAAAUGUAACAAACAUGUCAAAGGGGCUGUGGAUAUUAACCUACUGAAGAGGUGUAUCAUAUAUUGGUUCGAAAGGGUAGAGAGGAUGGUUAACGGAAACCAAAUAACCAUAUUUUUUGAUAUGGAAGGUUGUGGUCUUAGUAAUAUGGACAUGGAAGUGAUAAAGUAUCUUAUAGGGCUUUUUAAAGAAUACUAUCCAUAUUUUCUGAACUACAUACUCAUUUUUGAGAUGCCUUGGGUCCUAACAGCUGCCUUCAAAAUAGUUAAGAGUUGGUUGCCUGAAAAAGCUGUGGAAAAAAUCAAGUUUGUUAGUAAAAAGGAUUUAAAAACCUUUGUGCCUCCAGAACAUAUCUUGGAAAAGUGGGGUGGUCAGAAUACCUAUGUAUUCAGUUUUGUACCAGAGACAGUUCAGGAAGAAAAAGCCAGUGCGCCCAGCAACAAAAAG